AUGACCCCCGCCCCGCCCAGUGAGACGCGCCACGCCGCCCAGUCACCCCCAACAAUACCUGAUUCAUCGACGCUACCUCUCACCGCGUGGCUUAAGACCAAUGUGCCAAUGUAUGUCAAACCCCAACCCCUACCCAUUAAACCAACAUCCCCCGCCGCGACCCCUCAUCAACUCCCCAAAAACCCCCCAGGCCAAUAUUAUCACGACAGGAACCAGGCUCGGCUGGUUGAGUUUCUGCAGCAGCGGGCCGCGGCAGGCUAA
Puccinia triticina is the source of this 261-nucleotide messenger RNA. RefSeq lists its product as uncharacterized. The transcript is spliced from 2 exons. Lineage: Eukaryota; Fungi; Basidiomycota; Pucciniomycetes; Pucciniales; Pucciniaceae. The coding region runs from base 1 to 261 and encodes 86 amino acids. The record is from RefSeq and is a predicted model, not a curated record.